UCAAACGAUUGUGCGAUCAACUACAAUUUUUUUGCAAACAUAGCACAAGUUGGUUGCGCGUUUUGUUGUAUCUUUUCUAUGUUUUAAGUACGUUUUGUACAAAGUGAUAAUUGCACUACAAAAUACCAAAACAAAAAGAAACAAAAUUUAAGCUUGUUGUAAGAUUGUGACCAAUUGUAUACAAAAAAAAACUUAAACAAAAAAGAGAAUUUUUAUCAAAUAAUGUGUGAUACACCUGUAAAUGAUGAGCCUGCAUGGCUAGACUCAGCUUUUGUCCUAAAAAUACUCACUAAAUAUUCCAAAUCACCUAUAAAAGAAAUCAAAUCAUUUACAAAACAACCAGCGACUGCAAAAGGUGAAAACUAUGCUAGUGUUAUGACACUACUUAAUGUCAAAUAUGUCACUGAACAAAAUGGUACAGUUGAAUCGGUCUCAUUUAUUGUCAAAUCACGUGUGGACAAUGAAGUUUUUUCUGCUAUCGAAGAAGAAUAUAAUAUAUUUCAGCGUGAAUUACAAGUUUAUUCAGUUUUUAUGAAGGAAGCUGAGGAUCUUUUGAGAUCGAUUGGUGAUGAGACGAUUUUUGGACCAAGAGCUAUUUAUUUAGAAGAUGGUGUCAUUGUUCAAGAAAAUCUCAAAAUCAAAGGAUACCACAUAGUGGAUGUCAAAAAAGGACUAAAUUUGGAUCAAAUCACUGCUGCUUUGGAAAAAUUGGCUAAAUUUCAUGCAACCAGUAUGGUUUUGUACAGAAAGAAUCCCGAAUUAUUCAAACAUCACAUGGCAGGAAAUAUAUCAGAAAAUCCAACCCCAUUACAUUAUGUUUACACGAAUGCCAUUGAAACAUCAAUUGAAUAUUGCAAAAGCAACAAAAACCUGCAGCAAUAUGUACCAAAAUUAGAAGAAUUUGGAACAAAAAUUGUUCCGAAAAUGAUAAAUGUCUUUAGUAGAAAUAAAGUCGAUCGUUUUCAUGUUCUCAAUCAUGGUGAUUUAUGGGUGAAUAAUAUGAUGUUUAAAAGUGAUAAGGAUGUUCUUUUUGUUGACUAUCAAGAAGGAUAUUUUGGAUCACCGGGUAUUGAUUUAAAUUGGUUUAUAUUCUCAUCAUGGCCAACAGAUAUUUUCACAAACCAAAGAGAUCAAUUAAUUGAGGUUUAUCAAAAUGUUUUGAAAAAUGUUUUACAAAAAUUGGAAUAUGAUCAAAGAAUACCAACGACAGAAGAUGUUAAGAGGGAAAUUGUAAAUAAGGGAUAUCACGGUCUUUCAACUGCAACAUGUUUGCUACCGAUUUUGAUCAACGAAAAUCAAGAACUUGCUGAUGCAAUGAAUUUCAUUUUAGACACCGAUGAAGCAAAGGAAAAUCGUCGAAAAGUUUUUGAUAAUCCAGCUUAUGGAAAUCGAUUGGCUGUGUUCUUAGAAUUUUUCCACCAAAAUGGAAUUAUAUAAUUUCGUUUUGAAUUUGUUUUUUUGCGGUCAUGAUAGAAAUAUUUUGGUGAUGUUAAUGUUAAAUAAAUAUUUUUUUAGAAAAGUUUAAAAUUUAA
Molecule: messenger RNA, 1532 nt
Organism: Episyrphus balteatus (marmalade hoverfly)
Lineage: Eukaryota; Metazoa; Arthropoda; Insecta; Diptera; Syrphidae
Exons: 6
Coding region: 223-1437 (404 amino acids)
Source: RefSeq, a predicted model, not a curated record